Messenger RNA from Terrapene triunguis (Three-toed box turtle), 3463 nucleotides. It is a transcript of the gene PRMT9, whose product is annotated as protein arginine methyltransferase 9. The coding region runs from base 326 to 2932 and encodes 868 amino acids. NCBI's taxonomy places the organism in Eukaryota, Metazoa, Chordata, Testudines, Emydidae. Gene Ontology annotation, biological process: peptidyl-arginine methylation. The transcript has 15 exons. The record is from RefSeq and is a predicted model, not a curated record. Gene Ontology annotation, molecular function: protein binding; protein-arginine omega-N monomethyltransferase activity.
CGGUGACGUCACGCCGGCCGGGUUAGCGGCUGCGCGCGGAGCAGCUUCUGGGGUUCACGUCUGCGCGUGGGCGACCGAUGUGCUGAGACGCGCACGGCCCGGCGCUGCGUGCGGGCUCCUGGGGGACCCGGCGUCCAACGCCGUGGUUGUAACUGCGAGGCAGGGUCUCCGCCCGGCGCAAAAAUGGCGGCCCGCGGCUGGUGCGUCUGUCGUCGGCUCCGGAUCUGUGCUGUGGGCCGAGCCGGAAGCAGCCAGGCCCGCCGGAAGAAUCGCUGAGUCCUGGGAUAUAGUCUGAAAAUCCUGAAGGCAGAUCCAGGACCUAUAUAUGGAAUUAAUUUUCUUCAAAAUGCCCAACUCUAAUGCCAAAUCUCAUCGUGGCCACCGAGGUGGUCAGGAAGCUGGCAGACGUGAGCUGGUUUCCAGAUCUUUACAGAGUGCUCAGCAUUGUCUGGAAGAUCAGGAUUUUGGAACUGCAUAUGCCCACUAUCUCCUGGUACUAAAUCUAGCUCCUGAGCUAAAAAAUGAUGUCAGGGAAACUUUCCAGUUUACCCUCUUCAAAUGGGCUGAAGAGCUAGCUUCUCUUGCACGGAUUCAAGAUUUAUUUAACUGCUAUGAGCAGGCCCUGGAACUGUUUCCUAAUGAUGAAAUAAUAUGUAAUAGUAUGGGGGAACAUCUCUUCAGAUCCCACAUUACAGCCAGUUCAGAUAAAGGAGGGCUGGUUCAGAAUAUGAAUACCCUAAUGGGCUUUAGAGAUGAAGCAGCUGGAUAUUUCCACAAAGCACUGAAGCUAAACCCUGACUUUGCUGAUGCAAAGGAGAAUUUUUACCGUGUUGCAAACUGGCUGGUAGAACGUUGGCACUUUAUCAUGCUUAAUGACACCAACAGGAAUCUGAUUUACCAGAAAGCGAUUGAGAAGGUGGUCCGCUCUGGUUGCAGAGCUGUUCUAGAUAUUGGAGCAGGAACGGGAAUACUGAGUAUGUUUGCCAAGAAAGCUGGAGCACCUUGUGUCUAUGCCUGUGAGUUGUCGAAGACCAUGUAUGAACUUGCUUGUGAUGUGGUUGCAGCAAAUAACAUGGAAGGAGAGAUCACACUUCUGCAUAUGAAGUCUCUUGAUAUAGAAAUUCCAAAGCACAUACCUGAAAGGGUUUCCCUGGUUGUCACAGAAACGGUAGAUGCAGGUUUGUUUGGAGAAGGGAUUGUGGAGAGUUUGAUACAUGCUUGGGAGCAUUUGCUUUUACAACCAAAGCCUAAAAAUCAAGACAUUGGCACUGAAGACUAUGGUCAAGUUAUUCCUGCAGGUGCUAUUGUAUUUGGGAUGGCAGUGGAAUGCAAAGAGAUACGCAGACAUCACAGGGUGGGAAUACAAGAAGUUGCCUGUGUGCAUUUGGCAGAAACGGUGGAGUUCUGUAGUCCAACACGUGCUUCUGUGAACUCAGAGGAAACUAUUGAACCUUACACCACAGAAAAACUCAGUAGAGUUCCUGGGGGUUAUAUGCCACUGACAGAACCCUUUCAAGCCAUGACAGUGGAUUUCAACAAUCUGGAGGAAUUGAAAAGCCUGGCAACUAGGAAGCCUUGCAAGAUCAGCAUACCUGUCACUCAAGGAGGCGUGCUGGAUGCUAUUGUGGUCUGGUUUGUACUACAGCUUGAUGAUGAGCACAGUCUAUCUACAAGUCCCAGUGAGGAAACUUGCUGGGAACAAGCAGUCUACCCUGUGCAGGGCCUUCCUGAUUAUUCUGUGAAACCUGGAGACACUGUGAUGAUGGAAGUAUGCUGCGAAGAUUGCUACUUGAGGAUCCAGAAGAUUUCUGUUUUGACUUCAGAGUAUGGGAUGGACAUUGAAAGGGAGAACACACUGGCUUCGGGCAAUGAGGCUGAACUAUGUAGUGCUUUGGCUAGUCUUCAGACUACUAGCACAUCGGAUGGCAUGGGGCAGGAAUGCAUGCUUGAAUCCACUGAAAUUGCACUUCUAAACAAUGUGCCAUACCAUGAAUGCUUUAAUGCUGCCAUUGGCAAAGUGUUGUCAUCCUUGAUCCCAACGAGAGAAUCUCUGUCAAUGGAUGUUGAUGGUCAUGAUAGAGAGAUGAACUUUGAAAAGAGUCAAAACAAGAAUUCCUCAUAUACAACUCAUGACCCUUUGUAUGUAUUAGAUGUGUCCGAGGGCUUUUCGAUUCUGCCAAUAAUUGCUGGCAAACUUGGGCCAGUUAAAGCUUACAGUUCUGUUGAAAAAGAGCAGCAUCAAAUAGCCCUUAACAUAAUUUCAGAAGCCAACCAUUUCCCUAAAGAAACAUUGGAGUUUUGGCUCAGCCACUUAGAGGAUGAGAGUGUGGUGUUACAGAGACCCAAAUCAGACAAACUGUGGAGUAUUAUAAUUCUGGACGUCAUAGAGACUUCAGGUUUAAUCCAGCAGGAGGUGAUGGAAAAGGCAGCAAUAUCCAGGUGUUUGCUUCACUCUGGAGGAAAGAUAUUCCCACAAUAUGUGGUGAUGUAUGGGAUGCUUGUAGAAUCGCAAUCCUUAGUACUUGAAAGUGCAGUUCAAGGGACUGAACCCACACUUGGGUUUAAUAUAGCACCUUUUAUCAACCAGUUCAAGGUGCCUGUUCGUGUGUUUUUGGAUCUCGCCACAUUACCAUGUGUGCCCUUAAGCAAGCCAGCAGAACUGCUAAGACUAGAUCUCAUGAAUCCCUAUUUGAACAGCUCCAAUAGAGAAGUAAAGGUGCAAGUUUCUAAGUCUGGCCACGUCACUGCCAUUCCAUUUUGGUAUCAUAUACAUCUAGAUGAAGAUAUUUAUUUGGAUACGUCAAGUGAUUCCUCCCACUGGAAACAAGCUGCAGUUGUUCUUGACAAACCGAUCCAAGUUCAGCUUGGAGAUGAACUUGUUCUCAACAUUCAGCACUAUAAAAGCAAUGUCAGCAUCACAGUAAAGCAGUGAAGAGUAGUCACUUGGAAACUGGUUCAUAUGUUCAAAUCAAAGAAAAUUAUUUUGGCUUAAAUAUAAUUAUCUAUGCACGCUAGCCGAAUGGCUCAGCAUUUGAGAUGUUUAAUAGAAGAUGAGCAUAAAAUCUAGGUUUUAUGUUUUGACCCAAGAGGGUUUUUUAUUAUUAAAUUUUGUUUGUUUGUUUUAAGAGGCCCUAUUGAUGAACUACAAGCCAUUGUGCAAGGACAUUUUGAACUGUUAUAGUGAAGUCAUGUCUUGCUUAGCAGCAGGAAGCUUCAUUGUUAACUGAAUUGAUUAUUUCUCCAAUUUUCCUUUGUACAAGCUGCAGAGGAAGCUGUAAUUUUUGUUGCAGGGAUGCUCACAAUUUUUUGUUUGUGUAAGGUACUCAGAUACCUUAGCAGUAAACACUGUAUAAAUAUCUACAUACAUAGAAUGCAAUAUUGUGAAACAAUUAGAUCCUCCCUUCAAUCCCACACCUUCUUUGUGACAAUUAUUUUAAGUUACAUGAAGUGGUAUUAAGGAGGC